AUGAAUAUUAAAGGAGCAGCCAGUGCCCUAUCCCUGUUAUUUCUAACGACUAAUGCCCUUAAUUCUCCGCUGGUGAAGCGCGAGACAACUGUUGCUCAAAUCAACAAGUUCCACGGCGGUGUGCUUCUGAUAGACGGCAAGCAGACCUCAUGCGAACUUGCUCUACUUUCAAACAGACAGGCAUUUGUAUCUGCUAGUUGCAUUAAUCUCGACAAGCGCUCCGAAGUUGAUGAUAUCACCCGGUAUCAGGCUGCUCUAGACGCUGGCGGCUCUCCUCCUAACAAGGAGAUAGUCAACAUCGAUAAGAUUGUUGUCAACCCUCAGUACCAAAAGGACAACUAUGUUAGCAACCUGGCCAUUGUCUUUUUCAAUUCGCAGUCCAAGGAGAAGUGGACCACACCAUCAAGCAGGAAUGGAACAGCCCAGCAAUCACAAACGGCAGCAAAGAUCGAUGAGGGCUGCGAGGAGGCAUCGGUCCAGUAUGCAUCCAACCGGGACGAUCUUUGGUGCAGCACAGCGACAAUACCUUCUCCAGUGAACGGCACCUGCGCUGUGCCAUAUGGAGUCGUUUACGGCCUUGUCAAGUCUGACAUUGCAUUUACGGCGCUGUAUAGCCACUCGGCAGUCUACGGCAACAACUCGUGCGGCAGCGCAACGUCAUUCCACUACUACAUUGUACUGGCCAAUUUCCUCGAAUGGGCCAACACUGUCGUGACCGAAUCGGAUCCCAACAUUCUCAAGCACUGGAGAGACUGCUGCUGGUCGAUGCAAACUCCUACCUCCACAGUAUCCACCACGUCCACCGGCAAUGAUGAUUCCGACGAUGACGGGCUUCUCAGCGUUGAGUCCUCUUCAGCCACCAAUGGCAGCCAGCAGACCGGCGAUGCGCAGGCUUCCCAUUCGUCAGAUACGCUGAAGAAGGGCCAGAUUCAUUGCUAUGGCUUCGCGCUGUUCUUCCUGUACAAGCGCUGGCAGAGGCACAAGAAAACAGUUUCUUGGGACCCGAACAGAGAAUCCGCCACAAUGCGCGCCAUGGCACUUGAUCUCGGUCAGCCUGAAAUUCCUACUUCGUCUAUCCCCGCUGGAGCUCGGCCACCGACAUAUGUCAGUACUGACGGCGAGGAAUUUACUUUCUUCUCGUUCGCCAGAAAAGGAUAG
Messenger RNA from Linderina pennispora, 1158 nucleotides. RefSeq lists its product as uncharacterized. The transcript is spliced from 4 exons. The record is from RefSeq and is a predicted model, not a curated record. The coding region runs from base 1 to 1158 and encodes 385 amino acids. NCBI's taxonomy places the organism in Eukaryota, Fungi, Kickxellomycota, Kickxellomycetes, Kickxellales, Kickxellaceae.